CUCGUCUAGCUUGUGUUAGUUCGACCGACUCAACGGAUUAUUUAAUUAUUUUCGAUACCUACUUCAUUCGUCUAUAUUCGUGAUAUUUUGUGGAUCCAACUCGCUUUUAAAUAUAUUUUAUUUUUAUUAUUAUUUUUCUUAUAACUAUAAUGAACUGUUUGGUAAAAUCACCCGGUCCGUCCGGUAAACCAGUGGUCACUAUUACGGCGAGUGCGGCAGCCAGCGUAACAGCCGCAGCCAAGGCGGCAAUGAGUAAUGCAUUAAAAGACAACGAGCAAAUAAACGACGCUGUGAGCAAAGUUUUGGGUGGAUACGAUUGGACUCUAGUGCCGGUUCCUGCCAAACCCCCUACAGAGAAGAAGAAUUAUCAUGUAAAGAGACCAAUGAAUGCUUUUAUGGUGUGGGCUCAAGCGGCACGUCGUAAACUUGCCGAUCAGUAUCCACAACUGCACAACGCCGAACUCAGUAAAACGCUUGGACAACUGUGGAGACUUUUGAGUGGAGACGAUAAACAGCCGUUCAUAGAAGAGGCUGAAAAACUGCGAGUGCUUCACAAGAACAGAUAUCCCGAUUAUAAAUAUCAACCACGUCGGCGCAAUAAGGCGGCUAAAGGAAUACCCAAAAUACAGGACAAAACCAAACAUGAUAAAUCUGAACCAAACGAUUCUCAGUACCAACAGCAUUUAAAACACGACAUGUCAAUGAAUUGUAACAGCACCACUAGUACUCGCCCGAUUAAACAAGAAAUGAUUCCUGCUAGCUCAUCAUCGACCAGUAGUAGUAGUCCAUCCGGUUCACCACCAGAACCACUGACUCCUCCUACUACUCCAAACUAUUACCCAGCCAAACCCAAAAACGGUUAUUGCAAUGCUACACACACUAUUUGUUAUGGUGAAUCGGGUGAAUCUGCGAUAGAUUACAGCCUUGAUUUUGGUCGCAUGGACGAUCUACCGGCGGUGGAGGCUAUCGGAGCUGACAUGGUGGACAGUUCGGAACUGGAUCAGUACCUAACGAUGGGUAACCAAUACCCGUCCAUAUCAAGCAGUUGUGUUGACCCUGCAGAACAAUAUUAUUAUCAUGCCAGGUAUCACGAAAUGCAACCGAAUACGGCCAAGCAACAUUUUUCGGUACAUCAAACGUCAUACCAGCCGUCUUAUCAGUACGUCGUCAACAACUAUAAUAACUAACUUGAAUAUUUAUAAUAUAUAUCAUAUUUUGUAUUUAUUAUAAUAUGCCGGUACUAUUUUAUGUCUAUUUUUUUCACAUGUGAAAUACUCAAAGAAUACUUGUUAGAUGUUAGUCGGUAAAAAUUGUAUACGUGAAACAUUAUUACAUUAUAAUAUAGUCACCAUGGUGUAUGGUAUAUAUUAUUUCCCCCCCCUAUUCACAAUAACCGAAUAUUGAUAUGACUGAUAUUAUAAUAAUGAGGAAUUGAGGAAUAAUUUUUAAAAAAACGUCUAAAAAAUAAUAAUAUUAAUCAUUAAAACAAUAUUUUUAUCUACAUACUUGAUAAUAUAAUAUAUGAGUAAGUUGCGACUAAAACGUUUGUAUUCAAACAAAAUUUUAAAUACUAAUUAAAAUAUUUGAAUCAAA
Molecule: messenger RNA, 1593 nt
Organism: Rhopalosiphum padi (bird cherry-oat aphid)
Lineage: Eukaryota; Metazoa; Arthropoda; Insecta; Hemiptera; Aphididae
Product: transcription factor Sox-9-B-like
Exons: 5
Coding region: 150-1187 (345 amino acids)
Biological process (GO): regulation of transcription by RNA polymerase II
Cellular component (GO): nucleus
Molecular function (GO): RNA polymerase II cis-regulatory region sequence-specific DNA binding; DNA-binding transcription factor activity, RNA polymerase II-specific
Source: RefSeq, a predicted model, not a curated record